Messenger RNA from Temnothorax curvispinosus, 3809 nucleotides. Its product is annotated as solute carrier family 35 member F5. Bases 1183 to 2625 code for a protein of 480 amino acids. Lineage: Eukaryota; Metazoa; Arthropoda; Insecta; Hymenoptera; Formicidae. The record is from RefSeq and is a predicted model, not a curated record. The transcript is spliced from 9 exons. Gene Ontology annotation, biological process: regulation of peptide transport. Gene Ontology annotation, cellular component: membrane.
GCCAAAUCUACCGCUGUUUGAAUCUUGAAUCCGAGCCGGAGCCGGAGUUCGGAGCGUGCCCGAGCAGUAGGCAGGCUCAGGGCUCAGCGCUCAGCCCCUCAGACUUCAGGCGCCGCGCCGGUUGUAUUUAGUUGCGUCGCGGUUAAAUCGCAAUAACCGCGCAUUAAUUGCAUUAGCCGCGUUAGCUGUACGCUAGAAGAUAAAAAUAACAGGGCGUUGAAAAUAAAACUGCGGUGCUAUCAAAUGCGAUAACGCCGGAUAACGCUUUGAAUGCUUGAAUGCUCUGUGUGUGACGCACCUGUUCGUGCCUGUUAUCAGUAGCGCUAGCGCUCCAAGAUGUAGGCGGACUGCGCGCUACGAACUACCUACGACGCGAAGACGCGAAGACGCGGAUGGGCACUAGGGCAGGCAGCAGUUCAUUCAGCCCACUGCCAAGUGCCCAGCAGUGCCAGUGUCUGGUCUGGUCACUCUGGUCUGGUCUGGUGCCAGCACACCAGCACUCCAGCUCCAGCAGCUGACGCUGCUGACAGCUGACAGACAGCUCGUGGCUCGCGACUCGCCGUUCGCUUUGGCUCGAGUCUUAUUCUCUUAUUUCGUUCAUAGAACGUGAUAGAUAUAGCACGAAUCUGCCGCGGCUGAUGCCGCUCACCCGGUUCACCCGGCUCACCGCCGGGCUGAGUUCGGAAACGUCAGAACCCAGAACGUCACCCGUGUGACGGCAGUGCGGCAGUGCGGCAGUGCGGCAGUGACGGGCGACGAUCGUGAUACCCUGCCUUGGCUUGGAAGGUGCACCUCUGCACGAGCAGUGCACGAAUCACGAAAACCGAUACGAAGCUCGUUGGCGAGAUAGAGAGCGAUGUGAUGCGGGACGCGCGGCAUCAACGGCUGAGGCCGGGGCCGGGACCGGGGCCGCAAACCGCAAACGCAAACAGCCGGUUAGGUUAGGUGACGUUGACGUUGAGAAACAACGUUCAAGUUUCGCUUAUCGCUCGUUGACACCUCUUAAUGCGACGUUUGUCGCGUCCUCGCAUUUUAAAUUCUUACACAGGUCUAGCAGACGUAUAGCGCCAUAGCAGGCACUCAGCCACAGCUUCUCGCUCUUCCACCUUCCACCUGCUUUACAGGGACAGAUGUAUUUACGCAAUGUUGUAAAUGUAAAGGAAAGAGACCGAGAGAGUCGAGAUGAGCUGUUCUGUGGAAUUACGCCAACGUAGGCAACAGGGGAUGGCGGAGGAUCCUCAUAAACUCGCCGCGAUGAUGAAUAAAUCCCAAAGACUUGUCCUGGGGCUUUUAGUUCUAUUGCUGGUCGAUAUAAUAUGGGUUUCCAGUUCCGAGCUUACCAAAUACAUCUACAGGGAUGAAACGUUUGAAAAGCCAUUUUUUAGUACAUAUGUAAGGACAUCCAUGUUUACACUUUAUUUGCUUGGUCUGUGCUUUUGGCCACCCUGGCGGGAACAAUGCAAUAAACCUGCAACAUAUAUGUUCAUAGAUCCCAAUGUUGAAGAUGACAACUUUUAUUCGGAGGCCAAUACAAGUUUAAGCGAUCCAACGUUUGUUCCAAUAAAAACUCCGGACCAUUGCGAUCGUUCGUCGGGCACGGAAAGCGACGAUUCGUCCAUUCGCUCUGUAAGAUUCAGUAAACUGGCGGAAGUACGGCAUAUGUCGGAAAGCGAUGCCACCGAGGCUCUAUUGGCGCGACUUAGUUAUCAAGCCAGUGUUAGAGCUGGAGAACACGCGAGGCGACAGGCUAACAAAUUUUCUGUACAAAAAGUGGCUAAAAUAGCCCUCAUGUUCUGCUUAUUUUGGUUCAUGGCAAAUUACACAUACCAGAUAUCAUUGGAGCAAACUCAAGCCAGAAUCGUUACUGUAUUGUCUUCGACGUCCAGUUUAUUCACUUUGUUUCUCGCUGCCUCUUUUCCUAGUAAUGGUGGAGAUAAGUUUACGCUAUCCAAAUUAGCUGCUGUGGUAGUUAGCAUCUUUGGACUGGUAUUAGUCGGUAUUUCGGAUUUAACUAUAGAAAGUAAUAACAUGUCAACGGGCGUAAUAUUAGCUCUAGUCAGUGCUUUUUUCUAUGCUGCGUACAUUGUAUUUUUAAAAAGAAAAGUAGAUCACGAAGACAAGAUGGAUAUACCAAUGUUUUUUGGCUUUGUGGGAAUAUUCAAUUUAACACUUCUGUGGCCUUUGUUCUUUAUUCUUCAUUAUGGCCAUUGGGAAGAGUUUGAAUGGCCCAAUAGCCACCAAUGGACAUUCCUAAUUAUAAACGGUCUAAUUGGCACUGUUCUGAGCGAAGUUCUUUGGCUAUGGGGCUGCUUUCUGACAUCAUCUCUCGUAGCAACGAUGGCCGUAAGCUUAACAAUGCCCAUGUCAAUGGUAGCCGAUGUCCUCUUGAAAAAGGUUGAAUAUCCUUGUAUUUUCUAUUUGGGAAGUAUUCCAAUGCUUUUAGCAUUCCUGACAGUAUCUCUUUUAUCUUAUUACGACAAUUGGGAUCCUGUUAUGGAUUUAAUAAAAAGGUUUUUCAUCUGGAUAUGCAGGAGAAACAACAACAGAUCUGCAAGAAUCCCAGAUCUUGAAGCAGAGCAAACAGAGUCUUUAAUAGGAAUAGACAGCGGCGAUCAUGAAGCUUAAUGAGACAAUAAUAAGAGAAUUGAGAACAUGGUAAAACAUCUCGUGUUGCAUACAUCAUCAUAAUAGAAAACUUAUCAACUAAGUAUAGUAACAUAGUUUCUCGUGUGUACGUGUCUCCGUCGGCCGUGUAUACCAGUUUUCAUUUCAGUCCUCUCACUCUGUCUCAAUCCUUUUAUAUAUCUUAUGGCGAAGUAACGAUAACCACAGAAUCUUACUUUUCCCAUACGAAUGUAUCGCUUUAUUUCGCGCUAAAUAUCACACAAAAUGAUGAUAUUACUGCCUGACAAUAACACAUGCGAGUCAAUUUACACGACAAACGCAAUUAACAUGCUUUAUUCGUGCUCAUCAUGCUUUGUUCGUGCUCAUUGUGCAUUUCUGAAACUACCUCUUUGCAUUUUUCACCAGUUUAUCCUGUAUUCGCAAACGCGAAUACAGUUUUCAUAAACUGUGCUACCAAGAUCUGGUACAUACGUGUUAUUUCGAGGUCACGCAUGGUUGGGGUCUCGCGCUAUACCCUAUCCCUACCCUGUAACUGGGUUCGCAAAGGACAAGAACGUCAGUGUCUUUAUCGAAAUCUGUAUAUACUAUAUGUAAUAAGAGUUAAUGAAAAUCAAAGAAAUAUUCGUUUAUAAGAUUAUACUUUUCACUAAGCAGUAAUAUUUUUUAUGCUAUUAAAGCUUUAUAACAUUGAUGAUUAAUGAAUGAAUAACAAAUAUUAAAAACAAAUAGCACUCUGCUUCAUGCGAAAAAAGUAACGGUUUUUCACAAACGGGGCACAUCCAGUGCGUUCUGUACUUAUUGUUUUUAGUAUUCGGCUGAUUUUAGACAAAGUAUUACAAAUGAGAUAUAGUUUUAAUAAGUAAGAGUUAUAUAUAGUGGAAGGGGAGUGCUAAUACUUUUUGGACCAAUUAAAAAUUUCAUGAUAGUAAAAGUAUGAAGAGGAAGUACUCAUUCAUAUUCAUAGAGAGUAGAAAAUCAAUGACGUGAGAUCAAAGUUUUGUAUUCGACGAGAAUAAUAAUUCGAGCUACAUUUAUAUUCCAAGCGUCUAGUCAUGGCACAUCUGUCGACUCAUAUUCCGCUACUAAACUAUAUUAUAAUUUCGUCAUUUAAUUCGACAGUCGUUACAAUAGUGAUUCCAUUAUUUUGUAUAGAAAUAAUUUACGUUCGCAUUUUUCUUCCGCUU